This is a messenger RNA of Lotus japonicus, 2523 nucleotides long. RefSeq lists its product as uncharacterized. Gene Ontology annotation, molecular function: protein binding. Lineage: Eukaryota; Viridiplantae; Streptophyta; Magnoliopsida; Fabales; Fabaceae. The transcript has 7 exons. The record is from RefSeq and is a predicted model, not a curated record. The coding region runs from base 106 to 2202 and encodes 698 amino acids.
AUAUCUAUGUGGAUAACUAAUAAAGAAAGGACAUGUCUAUGUCCAUAUAUAUGUAUGUAGCAACUAACUCAAUCAUGUUAGGCAUAUUGAUACAUAGCUCUUGAAAUGGUUCCGAUUGAGGGUGAAAGUUUGUUUAGUUCCUCCAUGAGAGGGCAAUGGAGAGAAGUCUUAGAAGCCUAUGAGAAAAACCCUGCAGCAUUGGAAGCAAAGCUCACAAAAGCAGAAGACACAGUGCUACACAUUGCUGUGUAUGUAGGCCAAACCAGCUUUGUGGAGACACUGCUAGACAACAUAAGCCAAGACAUGUGUUGGAACAUCCUGAGAAUGCAAAACUCAAAGGGAAACACACCCCUUCAUGUAGCAGCACAGCUUGGGAAUGUUGACCUCUGCAACAACAUAGCAAAGAGAGACCCUACUGUCAUUUCUCUUCGCAACUUGGAAGGCGAGACGCCUCUCUUCUUGGCAGCUCUUCACGGCAAAAGUGAUGCAUUUUUCUGUCUCCAUGGCCACCAACAAAACCAAGAUGAUGACUCACUUUCCAGAAAGAGCAAUGGGGAUACUGUUCUUCACUCUGCCAUAUCCAGUGAAUACUUUGGUUUGGCACUUCAAAUAAUUGUGCGGUACCCAAACCUUGUGAAUUCUGCAAAUCAGGAUGGUUUAUCACCUCUACAUAUUCUUGCUAGGAAGCCUAAUUGUUUCAAAAGCUGCACUCGAAUGGAGUUACUUGAUCGUAUCAUCUACUAUUGUUCAAUUGUUGAUGAGCACAGGGAUGAAACGGAUGACCAACAUCACAACAAAGAAGACACAGAAACUAAGAACUAUCCAAUGAACUAUGCAACAUGCGUGACAUCCUUAUCUUUGUUGAAGAGUGCAUUUGAAAUUACAACAACUGGUAAAGAUACAAAAGCUGCAAGUAAUGAUGAAGAGAAUUAUGUCUCACCAAAAUCAGAACAAGAGCAAGCAAAUAAACAAAAGAGACAUUAUCUGUUCCCUCCCAAUUGGGAAGUCAUAAUUCAAGGCCUAGCCCUCACAAUGAAGGCUUUGCUAAUCAUUUUUGGUGUUGGAGCAUCUUGGAUUGAGAAAAUCCGACGAAAGAAGUUGAAACAUCUGCACGCUAAGCAAGUGAUGAAUGAAAUGAUUCAGCGCGCUUCUUUGUACAAGUAUGAUUGUGCGGGAAUGAUCAACCCUGGAGCUGAAGAAAAUGGUGAUGGCAGAGGAAACAUCAUCAAAAGUAGUAAUAAUACAUAUGAAGAAAAAGCCUUUGAGAAAAGGAUAGAAGAUUCACCAAUUUUAAUUGCAGCAAAAAUGGGAGUGGCUGAAAUGGUUGAAAAGAUCUUAGAUACAUACCCUGUGAGCAUCCAUGAUGUGGAUUCAGAGAACAAGAAUGUUGUUCUUUUGGCCAUAGAGAAUAGGCAGCCUCGUGUUUACAAACUGCUAAACAGAAACAGUUUAAUCAAGGAGAGUGCAUUUCGUCAUGUGGAUAAUCAAGGUAACAGUGCAUUGCACCUUGCUGGAACAUAUAGCAACCUCAAGCCUUGGCGUGUUCCAGGUGCUGCAAUGCAAAUGCAAUGGGAAUACAAGUGGUAUAAGCUUGUUAAGAAUUCCAUGCCACCGAAUUUCUAUGAACGUUACAAUAAGGAUGGGAAAACAGCAAAACAGGUCUUCUUAGAGACACAUGGACUACUUGCAAAAGAAGGUAGUAAAUGGCUAACCAGAACCUCAGAAUCAUGCUCAGUGGUUGCAGCACUUGUUGCAUCUGUUGCAUUUUCAACCUCAACUGAUAUACCAGGAGGUCCUGAUCAAAACACUGGCAAGCCAUUAUUUUUAGGGAGACCUGCUUUCAACAUCUUUACCAUAGCUUCUCUUGUUGCACUCUGCUCCUCUGUGACCUCCCUAGUUUUGUUUCUCUCAAUACUGACGUCGCGGUUCCAAGCAAGGGAUUUUGUUGUAGAUUUACCAAGAAAGCUUCUUCUGGGACUGACUUCACUCUUGACUUCUAUAGCAGCUGUGUUGGUCUCAUUCUGCGCAGCGCAUUACUUCACAGUUGAAGGCGGGUUGAAAUAUGCAGUUUUUCCCAUAUAUGCUGUUACAUGUUUGCCUGUGUCAUUCUUUGCACUGGUGCAACUCCCUCUUUACUUUGAUCUUAUGUUGGCUAUGUUUCGGAAUGUUCCUCAGCGCAGCUAUAAGGUGUCCUCUCAUUAGGUGCUUCAUCAAAUAAUUUACUAUCUGCUAACACUUUCGGGCUGUACAUUUCUCAGUGUAAGGAUUUUAUAUUUUGUUAUAUGCAAUUAUUAUGAGCGAUAUAGCCGCUUUUAUAUUAUUUUGAUAGGUGUCCACACCUUUGGAGGCAAGACUAAUCUCAUUCGGAAAACUGUGAUGAUCAUUCUUAACAGAUAACUUUAUUAGGGCUGAAACUUGUGUUUUCAUUCUUACGGACGUCUAGCUUGCCUACCAUUAAACAAAAACAAUGUUGGUGUAUAGCAGCUCUUAUGAGGCAAUUAUUUUAUUGCCGUAAGGAUGAUU